UUUCUCUUCCCCUCCCUGUCCUGCCUGUCUCUGUCACUCCCUGUUUUCUGUAAGUAAGCAGGCAACUUUUUGGGGGGCCUCAGUGCAAGGAGGCCGGAGAAGAGGAGCGUCUGGAGGGGUUUCCGUCUGUGCCAGCCAGCAGGGUUGUGUGGCGGCCCGCUGGCCAGGAAGAGUCUGUCUGCUUGGAAUUCCAAGUGUGCGGAAACUCCGGCUGGGCGGCGGGAAGUGGAGUCGGGAGCAGUCGCUAGUGCUGGUGGCUCGGGUCGACCAUGGAAGACAGCCCACCCGAUCUCGGCCUCGCUUCCCUGUGUGACUCUGCUGCACUGCUCAGCUUCUGCACCGACGACAGCAUCUCGGCCACGAGUACGUCCGAUGUCCAGGACCGCCUCUCCGCUCUGGAGCUGCGUGUGCAGCAGCAGGAAGACGAGCUCACCGUGCUCAAGGCCGCGCUGGCCGACGUGCUGCGCCGUCUCACCAUCUCUGAAGAGACCGUGGCUGCCGGCAAGAAGGCAGCCACCGGCAAAGGUCAGCCAGGCCUCCGGGAAGCCAUUUCUGUGUCCUGCAUUCCCAACGGCAGUGGCGGGAGCCGGAAAGGCCCGCACGGUGGAAGCUCGGUCUCUGUGGUCAGAAAAGAAACCUUUUCUUCUGCUGCUAAAAGCGGUUCUGAAAAAAAGAAAGAAAAGCCUCCGGGACAGAGAGAAAAAACAGAGGAAUGUCAGUCUAAUGAUCCGAGCCCCCAAAGGCCGGCACCGCCUUCUCCCCAGCCCUCGUCACAGCCUCUCCCAGCGCACAGGCAAACGCCACACCCCAGGGGCCCAGCUCCCGCCAAAAGCAUAAAGCGAUUCUCGACGGCUGAAAAAAUAUCUGGGCAAUGGGACGGGCAGGAUGACAGUCGGAACAAGCUACUGAGGGCAGCAUCCACAUCCAGGCUGAUCUCCAAGGUCAUUAAAAACUCCGACAAACAUAAAGAUGUCAUCGUCAGCCAAGCAGCCAAAAUGUCAACCCGUGAAAAAAACAGUCAAGAGGGCGAGUACAUCAAGAUGUUCAUGCGAGGACGACCCAUCACCAUGUUCAUUCCUUCUGACGUGGACAGCUAUGAUGACAUCAGAACCGAGCUGCCUUCUGAGAGGCUAAAACUGGAGUGGGCAUACGGCUACCGGGGAAGGGAUUGUCGAGCCAAUGUUUUCCUCCUACCGACGGGAGAAAUCGUUUACUUUAUCGCUUCGGUUGUCGUGCUGUUCAAUUAUGAGGAGAGAACUCAGCGGCACUACUUGGGUCACACAGACUGCGUGAAGUGCCUGGCAGUCCACCCUGACAAGAUCCGGAUCGCCACCGGCCAGAUAGCUGGAGUGGAUAAGGAUGGAAGGCCCUUGCAGCCACACGUCAGAGUGUGGGACUCGGUGAGCCUGGCGACGCUGCAGGUUCUCGGCCUGGGGACCUUCGAGCGUGGCGUGGGCUGCCUGGACUUUUCCAAAGCCGACUCAGGAACCCAUCUGUGUGUGGUCGAUGACUCCAACGAGCACAUGCUCACCGUGUGGGACUGGCAACGCAAGUCCAAGAGUGCAGAAAUAAAGACGACCAAUGAGGUGGUCCUGGCAGUGGAGUUCCAUCCAACUGAUGCCAAUUCCAUCAUCACCUGUGGCAAGUCUCACAUCUUCUUCUGGACCUGGAGCGGCAGUGCCCUGGCCAGGAAACAAGGCAUUUUUGGGAAAUACGAGAAGCCCAAGUUUGUGCAGUGCCUGGCCUUUUUGGCCAACGGCGAUGUCCUCACUGGAGACUCAGGGGGAAUUCUUCUUGUCUGGAGCAAAACUACUGUAGAAGCGGCCCCGGGGAAAGGACCUAAAGGUGUCUAUCAGAUAAGCCGGCAAAUCAAAGCCCACGACGGCAGCGUGUUCACCCUCUGCCAGGUGAGGGAUGGAGCACUCCUCACCGGAGGCGGGAAAGACAGAAAAAUCAUUCUCUGGGAUCACAACCUGAACCCUGAAAGGGAGAUCGAGGUACCGGAUCAGUACGGGACUAUCAGAGCAGUGGCAGAAGGCAAAGCGGAGCAGUUUUUGGUGGGCACGUCACGGAACUUUAUUCUGCGCGGGACCUUUAAUGAUGGAUUCCAGAUAGAGGUGCAGGGCCACACGGAUGAGCUGUGGGGUCUGGCCACACACCCCUUCAAGGACCUGCUGCUAACCUGCGCCCAGGACCGGCAGGUGUGCCUGUGGAACUCGGCGGAGCAUACACUCGAGUGGACCAGGCUGGUGGACGAGCCAGGGCACUGUGCAGACUUCCAUCCCAGCGGUGUGGUGGUGGCCAUAGGGACCCACUCAGGAAGGUGGUUUGUUCUUGACGCGGAGACCCGGGACCUGGUGUCGAUCCACACAGAUGGGAACGAACAGCUGUCGGUCAUGCGCUAUGCGGUUGAUGGAACCUUUCUGGCAGUGGGAUCUCACGACAACUUCAUUUACCUCUAUGUUGUAACCGAAAACGGAAGGAAGUACAGCAGGUUCGGCAAGUGCACGGGUCACUCCAGCUACAUCACUCACCUCGACUGGUCGCCCGACAACAAGUACAUCAUGUCCAACUCGGGGGACUACGAGAUCCUCUACUGGGACAUUCCCGGAGGCUGCAAGCUCAUCAGGAAUCGCUCGGACUGUAAAGACGUGGACUGGACCACGUACACGUGUGUGCUGGGCUUCCAGGUGUUCGGAGUGUGGCCGGAGGGCUCAGACGGGACAGACAUCAAUGCCCUGGUCCGGUCCCACAACCGCAAGGUGAUGGCCGUGGCCGACGACUUCUGCAAGGUCCACCUCUUCCAGUACCCCUGCUCCAAGCCCAAGGCCCCAAGCCACAAGUACAGUGCCCACAGCAGCCACGUGACAAAUGUCAGCUUCACCCACAAUGACAGCCACCUGAUUUCCACUGGGGGAAAAGACAUGAGCAUCAUCCAGUGGCGGCUAGUGGAGAAGGCCGCCCCUCCGCAGAACGAUAGCACCGCAGAGCCCGGUCUCGCCAGGGCAGCUCCUGGGCCUGGGGAGGGCCUCCGCUGGCCGGGCACGCCACCCCCGCCCGCCCCGGGCAGCGAGGUUGUGGAGGACGAGAGCGAGGAUCCGGGCGGGUCUCCGGUCCCGGGUGAGGACGGGAGCGAGGAGAGGAGUGAGGGGAGCAUCGAGGAGCUGAUGGAGCCCAGUUCCGCGGAUCUGGCCGACGAGGUCAGCGAGGAGCAGAGCCAGUCGACACUCACAGAAGAGCGGCUAGCUCCCUCGCCGGAGUCCUAGCCCCCGGCGGGGCGGGAGCCGGGCUGGGGAGCCCCCAGGGAGAGGUGCUAGG
Tachyglossus aculeatus (Australian echidna) is the source of this 3318-nucleotide messenger RNA. It is a transcript of the gene EML4, whose product is annotated as EMAP like 4. Gene Ontology annotation, biological process: microtubule cytoskeleton organization. NCBI's taxonomy places the organism in Eukaryota, Metazoa, Chordata, Mammalia, Monotremata, Tachyglossidae. Gene Ontology annotation, molecular function: microtubule binding. The transcript has 24 exons. The record is from RefSeq and is a predicted model, not a curated record. Gene Ontology annotation, cellular component: mitotic spindle. The coding region runs from base 270 to 3266 and encodes 998 amino acids.